AUGGCUACCUUCUAUACCGUUAUUGGAAAAGAAAGAUACAAAGGUAGGGUUCCCUACAAGGGGAGCUACGUAAGUACAAAGAGCGACUACCUGAAGCGGCCCUACCUGCUGUGCGCUCGAAAUGAAUUAAAUAAAGAAGAGGAAGCAGAAGCAGUAGUAAUAGUAGAAAAAGUAAUAGAAGAAAACAUGAUAUCGAAUAAUUUAGAAACAAAGAAACCGCCUCCUAAUUGGUUCAUUGUGCAGGAAGUAAUAAAUCGACAAAUAGGUAGUAAUCCAUUAUUCCAAAGAAGAUUUUAUAGUUCUUUACAUGCAGUAAAUCGACUGGAGUUUAAGUACAAACUCCAUGACAUUGAGGAUGUGAGUGCCUUAAGUUUCAAUCAAAACGGAAACUUAUUAGCAAGUGCCGCUUUAAACAAAGUUUCUAUUUGGGAUUGGGCUGCAAGGAAAAAGCGUUGUUGCCUUCCAAGUGGCAUACUAACCGAGGCCAAAUGGCUGCCUUUAGACGUAGAAAAUUUUAUGGUCACUCGUGAAGACUAUGGUGAUAUACAUUUAUUAGAUCUUGAAUACAACUCAAGGAAACAAUUGUUGCACUAUGAAUCAUCCUUUCAUAAUUUGGUACCACGUAGGCAUCUUUUUAUGAAUGACAGGUCAUUGGCUGUGCAUCCUGAAAUACCCUAUGUCGUGUUUUCUGCUGGAAAAGACUCGAUUUUAUCCAUAGAUAUCCGGGAGGAUCCAUCAAAAUUGGUCGAUAUGAAGAAAUUUCGAAAUAGUACGUUAACAAGUAUACAUUGUAAUCCUUCUAAUAGUAAUGAAUUUUGUGUCAGCGGUCAUUUUUCCUGCGUAAGGGUGUAUGAUCAGCGAAAUAUUUCAAAACCACUUUAUCAAUUGUGGACCACCAAGUAUGGCAAGGAUUAUUAUGAGUACGGCCGUGGAACAAUCGCCAUGUAUAAUCACGAUGGGACAGAGAUUCUCACAUUGUUUCAUGCUUCCAAAAUAUUAUUAUUUGAUAAAUCAAUGUGGUCAUGUGAAGGAACUUCGAAUCAUACAUUAUUUGAAAGCAAUCAAUUUAGUUCUGUACCUGGUGUACCUGCUGAGGUAGCCGAGAGAUAUACUAGACGUAUACUUGGAAUCAAUUUUUUCGGACCUAAAAGUGAAUUUAUUAUAUCUGCAUCCGAUCUUGGUGAUAUAUUCAUUUAUGACAAGGAGAAAAGAACUGCGGCACAGUGGUUGAGAGAAGAUUACAAAUACAUGUUGAGUCAUCAUUGCUUAGGUCAUCCCCAUAUUCCUAUCCUUGCAACGGCAAGUACCACCGUCACCACGAGGACCACCUUCACGACCGAGUCCGUCCACUCCAGAGGAGCGUUAUUGGACAUUACCCGCGACUCCACGUUCACAAAGGUCUCCGCCACAUCGAGUACAGUCACCUCAAAUCGUACGGAGAUCUACGAGACCUCGCCACCCUCCACUACGUUAUACACCAAGCUAACGGCAUUGUCCUUAGAAAUCCAUGUACUCUAA
Cyphomyrmex costatus is the source of this 1518-nucleotide messenger RNA. Its product is annotated as DDB1- and CUL4-associated factor 8. The record is from RefSeq and is a predicted model, not a curated record. Lineage: Eukaryota; Metazoa; Arthropoda; Insecta; Hymenoptera; Formicidae. Gene Ontology annotation, cellular component: cytoplasm; Cul4-RING E3 ubiquitin ligase complex. The transcript has 10 exons. The coding region runs from base 1 to 1518 and encodes 505 amino acids. Gene Ontology annotation, molecular function: protein binding.